Messenger RNA from Thrips palmi, 3760 nucleotides. RefSeq names its product RNA-binding protein 5-like. Gene Ontology annotation, molecular function: RNA binding. NCBI's taxonomy places the organism in Eukaryota, Metazoa, Arthropoda, Insecta, Thysanoptera, Thripidae. Gene Ontology annotation, cellular component: nucleus. Bases 393 to 3383 code for a protein of 996 amino acids. The transcript is spliced from 18 exons. Gene Ontology annotation, biological process: mRNA splicing, via spliceosome. The record is from RefSeq and is a predicted model, not a curated record.
CAAGAACGUAUUCGUCGCCAUUUCUCUCAAGUAGACGGUCUCAAAGAACCAAAUAUUUUUUUCGUUGCGAUUUAAACGCGAAUAUCCUGAUUUUUGGAAUCAAUUUUAGUUGCUUUCAUCAUCUAUUGGAAGCCCUUUUUGUGCUUUCGUUCCGUUGGGCUCUUUUGGUGCGCCGGGAGAUGGCGUUGCCUCAGAAUCCCGCGUGAUGCCUUCAUGGUAUGACGUACCACAGAAACAGGCGCAUUGAAGUUCAACCCACCCCCCUGGGCUAUUGCACCGGAUUCUCAAGAUAUCACCUCUCCCACCUCCUCUUCAACUUCUUUUCCGAAGAAGCAACAACAGGGGAUUGACUGGCUCCCAGAACUGAGGUGCUGCAUUGCUGAGAGCAGGAUAUGGAGUUCCCUGAGGACCCAUAUACCGCGAUGGACCGGCAGAAUAACAGGGACUGGGAACGUCGACAGUCUCGUGACAGAAGUACCCGAGAAGAAUUCACUAGUGCCCAAGAAUGGGAGGAGGAUGACAAUGCCACAGAUCGUUGGAGCCAAGAUCGCAAGCCAGAAGAUAGAGACAGGGAGCGUUACAGAGAGAGAGACAGAGAACGCUAUCAUGAAAGGCGAGACCGAGAUCGAGACAGAGAAAGGGACCGAGACCGUGACAGGGACCGUGAUAGAGAUCGCAGAAGAGAUGACAGUAGAGACAGACGAGAACAUCGACGAAGGGACAGUGAUGAUGACUCCAAUGAUAGAAGAUCUAAGCGAGAAGAGGAUGGACAUUCACCUAGAGACAUGGAUCUGGACAGCACUGAGAGUGAUCCGUCUGGACAAACGAACUGGGUUUCUGACUGGCGCAGUAACUCAACACCUAACAACACAAUUGUCAUCAGGGGUUUGGCUCAACAUAUAACUGAAAAUGAUAUUCGUCAAGACUGCAUGCAGGGAGGUGUGACCCCUAAAGCCAUUCGCCUAAUUCGGCGCAAAGAUACAGGUACAUCAAGAGGCUUUGCUUUCGUCGAGUUUAACAGCACCCAGGAAGCUUCUCGGUGGAUGGAGAUGAAACAGGGUGUUCUCAUGUUGCAAGAUCAGUACCGAGCUGUUAUGCAGUACAGCAAAAAUCCUCACGACCGUGUGGGCGGCACUCCUGGUAGAGUCAUGGCUCAAGACUGGAACUGCAUAAGAUGUGGUGGGCAUAACUUCAAAAAUAGAUCAACAUGUUUCACUUGCCAUGUUCCGCGUCCAGAGGCAGAAGAUGUGGCUGCCUCAGCGAUAGGCCUUGAAGAAAUCAGCCCAGUACCUACAAGCACUAUUCUUCUGCGGGGGUUGGAACCCAUGUCAACUGAAGACACUGUCCUGGCAGCUAUAAAACCCUACGUAUCUCUAGUUCCCCUUCGCAGUAUUCAUAUUGGUCGAGAUCCUCUAACAAAUCAAGCUCGAGGUGUAUGCUAUUUGGAGCUUCGUAGUGUUGUUGACAGCAUGUUUUUGUUCCAAGCACUGGCUCUCAACCCCCCUGUGAUAGAUGGUCGAAGAGUUCUCGUAUCAUACUGUAAGAUGAUUGGUGUGGACGUUAAUGCUGCCUUGGCCAUUUCGGCUGCCAACUCUGCUGCUCUUGCGGCUGCUCAACUGAACCACCAUCAGAUGAUUCUUCAGCAACAACAAGUUAUGGUAGCGCAGCAUCAUCAUCAACAACAAGCAGCUGCGGCGGCUGCCAUUGUGGCACACCACCACCAGCAGCAGCAGCAGGCUGCAGCCGCCGCCCUACUAGGCUCAGGCCAUGUGCCUGGCGCCCAGUAUACGCUGGAAGACGUACCCCGGUUAGCGGAGUAUUCUGCCAAUUUGUAUGCUAACACUCCUGAGGAGAGAGCUGCAUUUUUACAAUACUACCAACAGUACUAUGCAACACAAAUAUCAGAGGGUGCGGCAAUAACCCUGCCUGUCCAAGUGGAGGGAGGUGCAAUGGCUGCUGCGGCAGCGCACCAAGCUGUGCUUCAGCAGAUGCAUGCCGCGGCUGCUGCAGCUGCCGUGGCCGCUGCAAAGGAUGAUGAAGCUAAAAAUGAGCUGCUGAAGAAAUUAAAAGGCGCGGACAUGCGAUCAAAGGCAAGUGUUGGAAAAUUGGCUGUUGAGCAAGCUCAAGCUGCAGCUGCAGCGCAAAACCAGUCGCUGUCCCUGCAGAGCUCAACAGAAGGCGGAAAAACGACUGGACCUCAACCGCGGAGGGAAGUGGUAGACUUUGCCAACACAAAGCAUUCACCACCCGAUGUCAGCACCUACCAGUAUGAUGAGAGCUCUGGUUACUAUUAUGACUCAAGUACUGGUCUUUAUUUUGACCCCAAUUCACAAUACUAUUGGAAUGCACAAACACAACAAUUUAUGUAUUGGGAUUCUGAACGCUCCACAUACCUCCCAGCACCUUCUGAUGGGAAUGAUUCUCUUUCCAAUGGAGCUAAUUCAAGAGAUGAUGGAAGUGGUAAGAAGGAUGGCAAGAAGGGUGAAAAGUCUGAUAAGGUCAAAGUUGCCAAAAAAAUAGCUAAGGACAUGGAACGCUGGGCUAAGUCACAAAAUCAGAGGAAGAAUAUGAAUCAAGCAAAUCUACCAUCUAGCAACAUCCCAGAAAAGAGUGGGGCAGCAGAUGCUGGCUUUGCCAUACUUGAAGGCCGGUCAAAAGUUAAUCUUACAAUGGCCAAUCAGGCUCCUAUGAUGGAAACUGCAAACCACUCUCCUUCAAGGGCUGAUCCUAGCAACAUGGGAAACUCAAGUAAUAGUGCAUUAGUUGCUGCAUAUGGAGGAGGCUCUGAAUCUGAAGAAGAAAUUGAAGAUGUGCAACAAGAGGAAAAGCAACAUAUGGACUGGUCUAAACUUGCAUGUUUGUUAUGUAAAAGACAAUUUCCUAGCCGGGAAGCUCUUAGUCGCCAUCAACUUCUCUCUGAUCUCCACAAACAAAAUCUAGAAACUUGGUAUCGGUCUCGUGGUCUAGACCCCAAUGACCCUCAGCAACGAAACAAUAAAUACCGAGACAGAGCAAAGGAGCGAAGGCUGAAGUAUGGAGAACCUGAUAAACCAAAUCCAAACCGCCUUAAGGAAAAGUACUUGAAAUCAAGACAGGAUACUGGCCCCGCUUAUGAGGAACCAACUAAAGCCGGUAUAGGCGCUGAUAACAAGGGAAACAGACUUCUUCAAAAAAUGGGAUGGCAAGAAGGAAUGGGGCUAGGAAAAAGCAACCAAGGAAGAACAACAAUCAUUCAGGCUGAACAGAGAGUAUCCACAGCUGGCUUGGGAUCCAAACAAUCAACCUACACUCCUCUUCCUGGUGAAACUUAUAAAGACUGUGUUAAAAAGAUGAUGUUUGCUCGGUAUCAUGAGUUGUCAGAGCAGGAAAAUGGUGGCAGUUGACCCACAUCCUCCUCUUUGAACUGAGGAAUGCCAAACUAUUCUCUUCCGUUGUUUAUUAAUUUAACUAGUUAAUUGUCCUUCCCUUUUUGUGACUGACUGAAGCCAUAAGCCCUUGUAUUGUAUGUAGUUAUGUUUGUGUUUUAAUUUCUAUAUCACUGCAAUGUAAUCAUUUUGAAUUGCAAUUUUCUCCCGCUCAUGAAUUUUCUGAAUCGUUCAUAUUCAAUGAGCAGAUCCAGUAAACCUAGUUAGUAAAUUUUGUAACAUUCUUUUUUUGACUGUUUUGCUGGCUCUUUUACAUGAUUUAGGUUGUCAUGUAUACACACAUGUUGAUGGUAAACUGGGAAUAGUCUGAAGUUUUGAAACAAGUAGUAUUCAGC